Molecule: messenger RNA, 4822 nt
Organism: Frieseomelitta varia
Lineage: Eukaryota; Metazoa; Arthropoda; Insecta; Hymenoptera; Apidae
Product: sex-lethal homolog
Exons: 6
Coding region: 482-1357 (291 amino acids)
Cellular component (GO): ribonucleoprotein complex
Molecular function (GO): RNA binding
Source: RefSeq, a predicted model, not a curated record
CGUCCAAUCGCACAUUUAAUUCUUCACGUAUCCCAAACAAAACGCAACACCGAGAAGGAGAGAAUCGUAAUCGAAUAUUUACUGUAUUCGUUAUUCAUCUUUCAUUUGUCAUUAUAAUAUUACAAUAUUACAGAACAUCGCAGACGGCGGUAACUUGAACGACUUGGACUCGCUAGCGCGUGGGAUCGUAGGUGUCGAUGAAUUUGCAGAAAAAAUUAUUCACGAAGCGUCCAGAUCAGUUCAAAAAAAAAUUAAACAAGUUCGAGGUGAUCUUGAAGCGGGAAUUGCGAUACAUUUCGUUGCAGCCAGUGCGCACGUGCAUACCGAUAGCGCAGCUGUAAGGAGAAAGAAAUUUUCGCAAAUAUGCGGCUCUGCAUUUCGAAAGCAGCAUGAACGUGAUACGAUCGACAUGUGAAAACGAAAAAUCCUCCGCCACGACGAAAGAUACUCUAACAUUUAGUGUUAUGUCUCGCUCACGGGAAUGGCCACGUACGAACGAAACGAAUACACACAAGGCGACGUGAAUCCCCAAACGGGUUGGAAUACGCAGCAGCCAGAACCACUGAACUCACAGCCACCAACGACAGAUCAACAAGAACUGCAGAAUCAGACAAGUCAGAAAAUAGAACAAGAAUUUUCCAAAAUGACAGAUCAACAAGAGCAGCAGUCACAGCCACAGCAGCAGCAACAGGUGCAGCAACAACAACAAAUGCAAAUCAAAAAUGAAGAACCAAGAACAAACUUGAUCAUCAAUUACCUUCCACAAAGUAUGACAGAGAAAGAUCUGUACAGUUUGUUUGUAACUAUUGGACCCGUGGAAUCUUGUCGUGUUAUGAAAGAUUAUAAAACAGGAUAUAGUUAUGGCUUUGGGUUUGUUAAUUAUGCAAAAGCUGAAGAUGCAGCUACAGCUAUAAGUACAUUAAACGGACUCCAAGUCCAGAACAAAAGGUUAAAAGUGUCUUUUGCGCGACCAUCCGGCGAAGAGAUUAAGGAAACUAAUCUUUAUGUAACAAAUUUGCCAAGAAAUAUAACUGAAAGUCAGAUUGAUGAUAUAUUUAGCAAAUAUGGAAAUAUUGUGCAAAAAAACAUUUUAAAAGAUAAACUCACUGGAUUACCAAGAGGUGUAGCAUUUGUGAGAUUCGACAAGCGGGAAGAAGCACAAGAAGCGAUCGCUCGGCUACACGGCACGAUACCAGAAGGUGGAUCAGAGCCACUUAGCGUAAAAAUCGCGGAGGAACACGGGAAACAGAAAGCGGCGUACUAUGCUGGAUGGCAGGCUGGUUACAACCAGAGUCGAGGAGAACGUCUGUACCCAACCAGGAAUAAAUACCAGCGUUAUGCGCAUUACCUUUAUUAAAAGAAGAACGCAAUUUCUUGUUUGGUACUCGUUGUUACCCUUGCAGUUAUGAUAUUACAAAUUUCUAUUUAUGUGAUGAGAUUGGCAUGAUUAAGUGCGCUUAAUACCAGCAUAAUUGUUACCAUGGUUAAUUGUAAUUCGAGAAACCUCGAUUCUUAGAGAUAAAAGAGACAAACCAACUGUUGCUUUUCGAUUCAGAAUUAAUUCCUUUUUUCUGUGUGAUCAUAGCUUCAUUCAACUUUGCUUUUGUAUUAUAUGAUAAGUUGUAAGGUCCAGCGUAAGGGUUUAAACCUGAUUUUGACUCAAAAAGCAGAACUGUUUGUAAUUCAAUAAACAACCACACAAUUUGCUCAACGAAUGUAAACAAGUACUUUGUAAUCUAUCAGACAACCAGUCUGUGGUUCGAAGGCUCUCCAAUGAAUUGGAGCUUUGCGAUACAGUUUUACUGCAGAGUGCAACUUGGCGCUUUGACCCCAAAUGUAGAAGAACAAUUAACCUUAAUAUUGUUUCAAGGAAAACUGCUCAAAAAGUUUAACAAAAGAUUUCUGUUGUUAAAAGUGAACACCAAUAUUUCCAAUAUCUUUGGGGUCAGUGUGUUGAGUGAGGAAAAAGAACGAAAGAAAGAAACAAAGGGAGAGUUUCUGAGUUUUACUUAGGUAGAACUACCCAGUUAUAUCCAGUUUUACAACUUACAACAGAUAGAGAAGUCCUUCCUUGCAAAGGUUGCACAAUUUUUACGACUGUCCGUUAAUUCUGUUCAUCAUGUUCACUGAUAUCGACAUCUCAGUGGAUUAUAUAGAUAGCGAAAGUGUGCUAUAGAGUAUAUUCAUCCUGUAUGAUAGAUCGUGAUUAUCCAUUCUUGUUGAACGAAUUCUAUCUCGUCUUCUAAAAUCGAUGGAUGAAAUAUGCCGAUGAGGAUUGCCUUCUGAAGGCAAUUUGAAUAGCAAACAAGCGCCUCUGACUUGAGAGGAAGCGUCAUUAUUUAGUGAUCAUUACGAAAACAGGAGUAUUUGAGAAAGGAAAAGAAAAAUGGCAAUCGUCCUUUUGGUCGAUCGUCAUUUUUUUCGAAAAUUAAAACAAGUUAAACGAUCUUCGCUGUUACUAACUUUCGUCCUUUUAAUGCUAAAUAUAUAUGAAUAUAUUAUAUGUAUAAACGAAUAUAUAUGUGUAUAUAUAUAUAUAUAUAUAUAUAUAUAUAUAUAUCACACGAAUCGAUCGAAACAAAAUGAUGACUUUCGAAUUAGCUAGAAUAUAUGAGAAACACACGUAUCUCCUACGACCUUGACAAUCGUUCCUUUUUUCUUAGUCGAUUUUUCGCGACUGUUCGAAGUAUAAUUAUGAUGUGGAUGCUUUCGAUAUGGUCCGUAUUGAUAUUACGAAUUAAUAGAUUUUAGUAGGAGGUACGAUCCACCUCGCUCGUAUAUUUAACCAUACGUUCAGGUGCUUAAGAUUAUGAUUAAGAACGGGAAUGCACAACUCUUUUUUCGCUUGAACCAUGAAAAUUUAUUUAAAUAAAGCAAUAUAUAUAUAUAUAUAUAUAUAUGUUUGACAAGAAUUGAAAUUGGAUUAGCAAUAAAUAAGCUGUUUACAAUUGAUGACCUAAUUUUGACCGAGUUGACUAACGUUCAGUUCCUUUUUUUCAGUUUUAUAUACAGUUACACAUUCAACUAUAAAUAUAUCCAACUAAUUCAAAUGUUUCAAUUGAUAAGAGGUGAUUCAAAAAUGUGGAAGGAAGUUGCGUUUCAAAUUUUGAGAAACGAGAGCGAAGACCUCUCGGGGUUGUGCGUUCCCAAUUGAGGAGGAUGUUGGAACUUAGAAAAUCGAAGUUCUGUAGGAAUUUAAUAUUGCGAAUGCGCCGGUAUUUGAGCCCUUUGCAAAACAAUAAUAAUGUCUGUUGUAAAAUUCCUAUCGCCGCGAGAUUCGAAUUGAGAGAAACGAGUAAUCGGAUAGAUCGAUCGCCGCGAUAGGGAUGCGAAAAAAAAGAAGAAAAACAAAAAAAGGAAAAAAAAAGCAUGAUGAAAAGCGAAAAUACUGGAUAAAUUAUUAACUGAGAAUUUAAUUAGUACUUAAGUUAGUACCGAGUUAAUGAGUAAGAUUUUCAACUAUUCCUUUAGAAUGUUCGUGUUGUGAAGUGAACUCGCGUUGCUCUUUCCAAGAUAAAAGUUUAUUCAGAGGUGAAUAAAAAAAAAAAAAAAAAAAAGAUUAAAUCAAAAUGAAGUUAUUUUACACAAAGCUAUGAAAACUCCCUUGGUGACGGUAUUUGAAAACGAUCAUUCCGUUAACGCAACAAUUACUGAGUAAGAGCAAUAAAAAAAAAACCGAUUAUGUUUGGUGGGAGAAAGAACGACGCGAGUCUUUCGGUGUAAAUAAAUCGAAAUUCUAAUUUUUAUCUUGUAACGUGUUAAGUAGUAAAUUGUAAGGUCUAACGGAUCGAAGAUUGUGCGAAAUGGUUAUAAUCCCGAAGUCCAGUAGUGCUAACGAUGGCUGUGAUAUGGAAUAAGGAAAUAACUAACGAGAGAAUGAACGAAAAAAAGAAACAAAAAAGAAGUGGAGUAUCCGGGAUAUACAACGGAUAGAAAACUUGCUUCUCUUUUCCUCGCUCUCUUGCUCUUCUCUUCUCUCUCAUUCUCUUCUUCAGUCACUACAAAAAUCACUACAAAAAUUCAUCAUUCAAUCGUUUACAUUAAAACCUUAAAGAAUUUUAAUUGCCUGAAGAUGUUCCUCGAAACAAAUCAAAUGUGGGAUUUCAAGUAAAAAUUUGGGGGAUGGGGGGCAUGUCGUGAAAAUUGAUCAUUUAUUUAGGAACAUUUGCACACAAUGAGAGCGAUGAAAUCGGGGAGACGCGAAGAGUUAAGUCUCGGUUGAAAAUGCCUGCGACAUUCCCAAUAAUACAUUCAUCGUAAUUUUUUUUCCUUUCUUCCGAAAUAUUUAAAGAAAAGAAGGGAAAAAAGUCGAAAAAAAAAAGAGACGAUUUUACGAUUAACAUUUUACUGUAAUGAAUUGAUCUCAUUUUAGCGAGAAACUAGACCCAAUUCUAGCGUAUAUAAAAAAAAAAAAAAAAAAAAAAAAAAAGAUCGACGUUUGCAAGAUGCAGAGUGAACCGGAAGUGGAACGAUCACCCGGAAGACAAAACGAUUUCUCUUCCAUUUGAAACUAAUUGUAAUUACGAAAUUGUGCUGUUUCUCUUCUCGCAAAUGCCCCUCGUUUCGAAACGAGGAAAACACGUGAUCAGCAACAUAACCUAAUUAAGUGUUAUCUUUUUGAUUUCCAGUUCACUCUGCUCGCCUGUAAAGAGACACGUGCAUACAUAAUACAUACAGGAGACGUUACAUUGAUAUAGUAGAGAGCUACGACUAUGUACAUGGUAUAUGGGUAGACUAAAAAAAAAAAAAAGAAAAAACCAAAAAAAAAAAAAAAACCGACAAUUGUUGUAUGAACAUUUCCAUUAAAAGAAACCAAGAAAAA